CAACACAGGAAAAGAUAUCUUUUUGGAACUUGUUUGUGCCUUGGCCCGCGUUUUGAGCAAAAGCAGCGGCGGAUGAUACGGUUCGGUUUCUAGGUUCGGUCUGCGACCUUCCCGUGGAUCCACUUCAGCAACCAAACAGAGGAGAAUCCAACGAGGCCGCGAAACUACCAAAAAUCCAGUCGCUGAUAGCAGCAGCUGGCGGACCGCCACUCGGGUUGAUUCAUCGUCGAGGAAAGUUUCUUGUUGGCCGUAAUUAGGAGAAAAUGAGAAAAUGUUUGAACGCCCAAGAUGUCGCGACUGGAGUCCGCUGUCGACGCAGCAGCUACGGUUACGGAGUUUAAUACAGGUUUCGGGACACAACAUUUCUCCAUCGUUGUCCCCCGUGCCAGCCGGCUCGGAAGGAGGCGGCCCGCCUCUGCUCGGUGGACGUGGCAAAUGUACCGUCUACUUCACGCUUCACCAAACGCUCGACUCGGCACCGUUCUACACCAGCGAAAGGCUCGAUCUCCACCGGAACGUGCUGUGGGCCGAUAUAGAGUGUCCGGCAACGAUGAAGUCUUCGUUGCGUGCCGUUUGCGUGCGCGUCUGGGAGCAUAUCGCACCAUCCGGCACGAUGGUUUCACCUCUGCCGGUACCAACGCUGCCGCCAAGUGAUAUUCAACAGCGCGAGCACGAGAAGACAGGUGAUCCACCGGCAGCACCGCUAACAUCCGACACCGAUCGGGUGCUGUUCGUGUGGGGUGUGUACUUUUCCGGGCUCGUGCCAUUGGCGAGGCGCAGCGAAAAGCGUCUCCGACCGAAUACGCUCGUCUUCCAGAUGCACGGAGGCUACUUUACCUCCGCCGACUGUAUACUCGAGCCGGAAGAGCGCAGAGUGGCACUCGGCGGUCUCGAGCUGCCCAGUGGCACCUUCACCACAAGUGGCGCCCAGGCCAGCAGGCCAAAAACACCAAUCAAACUUUCCUCAUCGCCAGCGUCCGGUGCGAGGACGAUAACGGCAUCAAUUCCGAUUGAGGGUGCUGGCAGUCGGGGCGGUGGACGUGGAUCUCACUGUGAUACUAGCGGUAAUUCUCCUCUCUUCCUUCCACCGAACCUUCACCAUGUGUCACCGGCCUCCAAUCACCAUUGGUACUUUGCGAAUAGUGUACAGCAACCGUUACAGUCCUCGGGUUCGCCGGUUUCGGAGAUACGCGGUGGUGGCAGUACGGCCACGGCUUCGGUUAGUCCCACACCGUCGGAACCACCGGAGACGAACCUUCGCAUACGCUACCUGCACAUGGAGUUCGGUGCGUCCGAGAUCCGCACCAGCUACAAAUUGGUUCGGUUGCUGGCUGUCCAGGAGCGGCAACGACGCCUCCGGUACGAGGCCGACAGCGCGAAAGAGUUGACCGAGCGGAUCUGCAUGAAGAGUGCCUACUGUCUUAACUUGGAGCUGUUCAACAGUAAACACCCGUCCGUGUAUCGCGGGCCACCGGCCACCAACCGAUCUGGUGGCAUGGGAAAGCAACUGAGCCGGCUGCUAUACCAGGAACGGGAACCGAUUGAUCCGGCGAUGCUCCUCCGUGGACAGGAAUUACGGCGCCAAAUCGAACGGGCCCGCUUUCGGUGUCGGUUACUGGCUCAAGAACGCGAACGGACACUGGUGGUGAUGCAAGGUUUACGCUACAAACUCAAUGCCCUAUCCGAUGCGAACAUCGAACGGGAAUCCACUCUCAUGGAACGGUAUCGGACGUAUGGGCGCGAAAAGGAACAGCUCAGUUAUCGGCACACCACACUAGCUAACUACCAGGAUCGUGUCCGGGAGGUACGGGCCGAGAUGUGGCAAGCCAAGCAGAAACAGCUGAGAAUGCUGAAUGAUAUCUUUUACAUCAAAAAGACUGCUACGGGAAUGUACACGAUCAAUGAUGUACCGUUGCCGAACGCUGAAUCCUAUCCCGAUUCGACUCCCGCCCUUGCGCUCAGUGUUGCGCUUGGAUACGUGGCACAGGCCGUCCGAAUGUGUUCAAAGGUUCUGGAUAUUCCGCUCAGAAAUCCUGUAAAACUGGACGGUUCUCGGUCGAAAAUAGUGGACACCAUCAAAGUGCUGCCAACGACAGAUCGAGAGUUUCCACUCUUCUGUCGAUCGGGACCGGCACCGAACGCAGUAUUGUAUGCCGUCUACUUGUUGAACCAAAACAUUUCCCAGCUCAAGUUUCAACUCGGCAUGAGUAGGGGUGAUCCACGGGCGACCCUUGCCAACCUGGAAAGCAUCCUCACUGUAGUUAGCUUGGAUUGUACUGGUACCGUUACUACUACUGCUGCUGCUGCUGCUACUAGUGUUGGUAGUACUAACAGUAACAGUGGCAUGGAGGUCAUUGCGGACGGUGUCACACUCAUCUCUGACAAUCGGCGUCCACCAUUCCCAAUACCGAGAACGCAAAGUAGCGGCUGUUUCGGUGGGAUCAGUGCAUCGUCCACUGAUUUGAAACUGUCUCCCGCUUUCCAUUCAUUAUCGCUGGGCGGUGGCGGUAGUAGCAGUGGUAGCAGCGGUAGCAGCUCAUACCUCCGCGAUAGCCCCUCUAGCCGAAGGAUAUCGUCCUCGGUUGAUGACUACACGAACCGGUUGCACCGCUUACCGCUGCCCAGGGGAAACGGGAUUGAGCAGCAGCAUCAGCAGCAGCUGCAGCACCAACACCAGCAGCUGCUGCGUGGCUGUGGCAGUCGAUUCUCCUCCGAUCCGAUACUCACCAAAGCCCCACAGCCGCGACCACUCGAGUUUGAGGGUGGCAAAAAGUUUUGAACUAGACAAUGACUUACCUUGCGGUCGGUCCAGCGACCGAAAUCGUUUUGUUAUUGCUUGUUUUAUUAUUUAAUAUUUAUUGGAACACACGUGCGGUCAGCGGGCCCGGCCAGUGUAGGGCCAGUCCGUUUCCUCCGUUUGGCGGUUGAUCGUUCGUUUAAACCGAAUUUCUCGUCGACGGGUUUUGUGUUAUAGGCGGCGGCAAGAUUGUCCCCACCGCAAGUACCAGAGACACGGUGUGCAUUAGAGGGGGGGGGGGUGCCUGCCUUAGUUACGUCUACGGAGCGAAAACGGACAAAUCAGGAUGUAUGUGAGAGGUAUGCGCAAAGUGGUAAGAUGUUAGUAAAAUAAAUCCUUCGAUUGA
This is a messenger RNA of Anopheles aquasalis, 3143 nucleotides long. It is a transcript of the gene Uvrag, whose product is annotated as UV-resistance associated gene. Lineage: Eukaryota; Metazoa; Arthropoda; Insecta; Diptera; Culicidae. The record is from RefSeq and is a predicted model, not a curated record. Gene Ontology annotation, molecular function: SNARE binding. Gene Ontology annotation, biological process: SNARE complex assembly. Gene Ontology annotation, cellular component: endosome; lytic vacuole.